AUGGAAACAGCCAACGACAGCUCAGGGGAUUUCAUCUUAGUGGGUUUCUCUGAACGACCUGAAUUGGAACUGGUUCUCUCCCUCUUUGUCUCCUUGUUCUAUACUAUAACUCUGGGGGGUAAUACUGCCAUCAUUCUGCUCUCUCUCCUGGACUCCAGGCUCCACACUCCCAUGUACUUCUUCCUCAGAAACCUUUCCUUUCUAGACCUUUGCUUCACCACUAGCAUUGUCCCCCAGAUGCUGGUGAACAUCUGGGGAGGGAGCAAAAAGAUCAGCUACUCUGGAUGUAUGGUCCAGUACUGGGUGGCCUUGGCUCUUGGAUCCACAGAGUGUGUCCUCCUUGCUGUGAUGGCUGUUGAUCGUUAUGUUGCUGUCUGUUGGCCCCUACGCUAUGCUAUGAUUAUGCAUCCACGCCUCUGCCACCUCCUAGGGGCUGCUUCCUGGACUGGUGGCUUUGCCAACUCCCUUCUACAGUCAUCAUUGGCCAUGGUGUUGCCUCGAUGUGGCAACCACAGAGUGGACCAUUUCUUUUGUGAGCUGCUAGUCAUUGUCAAACUUUCUUGUGUGGACACUGGCCCAACAGAGUCUAAGAUGUUCAUUGCCCGUCUUAUCAUCCUUGGCAUGCCUGUCUCUAUCAUCUUAACUUCAUAUGGGUGCAUUGCUUGGGCAGUGGUGAAGAUCCGUUCAGCUGAGGGAAGGAAGAAGGCCUUUGGUACUUGUGCAUCACAUCUGCUAGUCGUGUCACUUUUCUAUGGGACCAUUAUGUUUGUGUAUCUACAGCCCAAAAACAGUUACUCCCAGGACCAAGGCAAAGCCCUUGCAGUGCUCUAUACAAUUCUAGCUCCCACACUUAACCCUCUGAUCUACACCCUGAGGAAUAAGGAUGUGAAGAAAGCAGUAAGAAAAGUCAUGGGGAAAGAGCAGGCAUAG
Molecule: messenger RNA, 930 nt
Organism: Trichosurus vulpecula (common brushtail)
Lineage: Eukaryota; Metazoa; Chordata; Mammalia; Diprotodontia; Phalangeridae
Product: putative olfactory receptor 2W6
Exons: 1
Coding region: 1-930 (309 amino acids)
Biological process (GO): G protein-coupled receptor signaling pathway
Cellular component (GO): membrane
Molecular function (GO): G protein-coupled receptor activity; olfactory receptor activity
Source: RefSeq, a predicted model, not a curated record